This is a messenger RNA of Malassezia sympodialis ATCC 42132, 1038 nucleotides long. RefSeq lists its product as uncharacterized. Gene Ontology annotation, molecular function: pyrimidine nucleotide transmembrane transporter activity. Gene Ontology annotation, biological process: pyrimidine nucleotide import into mitochondrion. The record is from RefSeq and is a predicted model, not a curated record. Lineage: Eukaryota; Fungi; Basidiomycota; Malasseziomycetes; Malasseziales; Malasseziaceae. Gene Ontology annotation, cellular component: mitochondrion.
AUGUGUGGCGCCAUCAUCACGUCGCCUCUAGAUGUCGUCAAGACGCGCCUGCAGUCUGAUCUGUACCGUGAUCGGCGGGGCAUCCAGAUCGCGCAGCGCGGGGCUGCGGGUGUCCUGCUGCGUGGGCUCCUGCAGUUUGUCGACACGAGCCGCCUACUGGUCGAGAUCGCCGCGCGCGAAGGCUCGGGCGCCCUCUUCAAGGGACUGGGCCCCACACUGGUCGGUGUGAUUCCCGCGCGCGCGAUCAACUUUUACACGUACGGGAACGGGAAGCGCAUCAUCGCCGAGCACUGGCACGGCGGCGCCGAGUCGCCACUCGUGCACCUAAGUGCAGCCGCGCUUGCUGGCGUCCUGACUGCGACUGCGACGAAUCCCAUCUGGGUCGUCAAGACGCGCCUGCAACUCGAGUCGCAGCAGCUCGAGGCGCGCUCGCGCGCUGCGCGUGCAGCCGCUGUCGGCACGGUGCAUGCACCGGCCAACGCAGUGCGUGCGAGUGCCGCAGCGCAGGGGCUCUCGCGCCGGGCGCUGUCGACCUCGGCGUGGCGCCAUGCGCGGUUUUUCGAAGCGUCGCGGCCGCCGCCAGUUCCUACGACGAACGCGCUGCGCAUGACGCUGACCAUUCUGCGCACCGAAGGCCUGCGUGGCCUGUACAAGGGACUGAGCGCGAGCUACUUGGGCGUGUCGGAGAGCACGAUCCAGUGGGUGCUGUACGAACAGCUGAAGCGGGUGCAGCAGCGGAAUCGGGACCCAUCUGUGCCGUCGGUGCUGCCGACGGUGAGCGCGGCAGGCACGGCCAAGAUGAUCGCCACCAUCAUCACAUACCCCCACGAGGUCAUCCGCACGCGCCUGCGGCAGGAGCCAGCGCACGGCGUGCGCAAGUACCGCCACCUCGUGCAGACGUUCCGUGUCGUGCUGCGCGAGGAGGGCGCGGCGGCGUUCUACGGCGGACUAAGUGCGCACCUCAUGCGUGUGAUUCCCAACGCGGUGGUGACAUUCUCGAUUUACGAGUUGGUGCUGCGCCUAGGCGCAAGUGCAUAG